Messenger RNA from Astrephomene gubernaculifera, 3052 nucleotides. The record is from the annotation of a GenBank genome assembly. NCBI's taxonomy places the organism in Eukaryota, Viridiplantae, Chlorophyta, Chlorophyceae, Chlamydomonadales, Astrephomenaceae.
AUGCAAUUGAACCAUGCACAUGAGGUUGCUCUCCCGCGCUAGCGUAUACGGCGGAUAUCGUUGCUUAUGCCUAUGCGCCAUGCCUUUUGGCCAACACACAUUUAGAACAUUGCUUUCCCUAAUUUCAGAGUCCACGUUUGCUGAAGAUGGCUUCGCUGUUGCCUGUGCGAUUACCACUCGUUAACUUGCCGGUUCGCUCCAGCCGCGUCGUCCCCUUUUGCGCUACAGCUUCACGCCGCAGAGCGCUAUGUGUUGCUUCGUUUCCGCGCAAUGGAUUGGUUGAGGGCCAGAAAGAACGCAGCGACGUGGAAAGGCUCAGCAUGCCUGCGCUUGCAUCGCUUAUGAGCCUCAUAAUGGCUGACGGCCCCGCAUCAGCUGAGGCUUUAGACAUGGCGAAUCCGUUCACGGGAGUCCAGUCGAAUAGCCUGUAUGUUACGCUGGCUCUCUUCCUCAUGUCAGUUCCAGGCGUAUGGUCCCUGGUUAAGAGAGCGCCGCAAGCUGCGAGGAAGCGCAUGACGUUUGAGGUGCCUGGGCCUGCGAUCGAGGGCGCCAUGCCGCUAGACGAGCGGGCAAGGCAAAUCUUUCAAUAUUUUAAGCGCUACAAUUACUCUGUAAAGGAGACGGGCGAGGUGAUUACAUUUGAGGGCAUCUACGCAGCGGACAAGGGACAAGCAGCAGCCCUUACGUUCUACAUAUUCUGUGCCAUGGCCAGCAUUGCGCUGGUGAUGUCCACGCUGGUCCCCUCCGGCGGCAACUGGUGGUACGGACUGACUGCGGUGUCGCCCGCAGCCUACCUGUACUACAUGCAGCGGGGAACACGGGCGGAGCAGUUCAAGGUUAAGAUGGUGACGUCGGAUGACGAGCGCAGUACGGAUAUCCUGGUGGAGGGGGACCGGGAGGAGAUCGAGCGGUUCUGGAAGGAGUUGGGGCUUGUGGAGAAGGGCAAGGUGUACGUGAAGGGCGUACUGCAGGCGUAGGAUAGCAGAGAGCCAGGGUAGCAGAGAGCGGCACAGCUCGAUAGUUGAGUAUUGUAUGCGGUGGAGGUUGGGUGUGUUAGGAGGGGAAAGCGAGUCCAGUUUUGCUUGGAGAAGGGGAGAGUGUGAGUGAGAAGAGUGGUAGAGUGGUGUAAGAGACCUGCUGGUUGUGUUGUGUGUGGGGUGGGUGUGGGGUAAAAAAUGGUUUUAAUUGCCGUGAGGGUUUGGUUUAGGGUACACAUGCAAGUAGAUUACAACCCCCAACCUACAGGGAGCAAUGAAAGAAGCAAUGUAGGGAUGCUCUGUUGUUCCACGCAUGAUGUGGCACUUUGGCGCGAUGGAAGUGGCUAGAAUACACGACAACAAACGAACCGAAUCAAUUGACAUUUUGGAAAUAUAUACUUCUGGCUUCUGGAACUUGACUCCUUAGGAUAUGCUCUCUGUCCUGCCUAGCCGGCCCUUGUUGCGUGUUGCGGGUGCCAUCCUUUUCCAGCGCAGACGGCCUGCGCCCUUCCAUGCUGCCGCGCAAGCCUACGCGCAUCGAAUUGAAGCCAGCAGACAAGGAAGAGUACGAGAACCUGAAAGCGCUUUUGGAGGAGCGCAAAGCAGCCAACCAAGCGGACGUAGCCUUAUCCGAUCCUUUGCAGGCGGACAAGCGGUCAACGGCGGCACGCAUCGGCCUGAACCGCAAGUAGCACCCAUGGAGGUGGAGGUUAAGAUUCGGUUACCGGAUCGUGCGGCGUACGACAAGGUCGCAGCAGCCUUGUCAGCUGCCAGCAGCAGCAGCGACAUCAGCCCGGCGGCGCCAGGAGCGGACAUCAGCAGCAGCAGCGCCGGCGGGCGUAUCGCGAGCCACGCGCAGGCCAACUACUUCUUCGACGGCCCCGCUCGCGAGCUGAACAGCCGCAAGGUGGUGCUGCGGCUGCGGACCUACAACGGGGACGAGAAGGCCACGGUGACGCUCAAGGGCCGUCAGAUCCUUGAGAACGGCAUCGGUCGCGCCUCCGAGGUGGAGUGCGAGGUGCCCCCCGCGGCCGCCGCGCGCUACCUGGCCGCCCCCUCCGACAUGCUGCGCGAGGUGGACAUUGUGCGGACCGCGGCAGACAAGUUCGGGCUGAACAGCCUGGUGGGGCUGGGCGGCUUCCGCAACCAGCGCGACUGCUUCCGCUGGCGGGGGCACACGCUGGAGCUGGACGAGACGGCAUUCGAGCACGGCACGCUGUACGAGAUCGAGUGCGAGACGGAUCGGCCGGAGGAGCUGCGGGACCAGCUGGAGGCCUUCCUGCGGCAGCUGGGUGUGUCAUACAGCUACUCGGGCACCUCCAAAUUCGCCAACUUCAUCAACAAGUCGCUGCUGUAGGGGGGAAAAAUUAUAUAAGUGAAACAACGAUUGCUGUAGGGGGGAGGUGUGGAGGGGGGAGAGAGCUGGUGUGGGUUGACAUGCCCCGGUAAGUUGUGCUUGGGGCCGAGAUGGAGGCCAGGGGUUUAGGGAGUUCAGGUGUGCUGCGGAGCGCUUGUUGGUGGUCGUAACCUUGCUCGGGUGAAAAGAUAGGUUCAGGUUUAGGUGCAGGAGGACGGAUCGCUCGGGUGCUGCGCCUGUUACUGUGGCGGGUGGGGGCAAUGUGCUGCACUGGGGGCGCAUAGUAUGGGCCUUGGAGGUCCAAGAGGAGGCGUACAAGGGAGGUACAAUCCUGGUACAACGCCGUACACUCAUGUGGCUGAGGCUGGCGGCUUGCGAUCGGCAUAGCGGUGUCUGUGGCUUCAUGUGAUACUCGUAUCCUCACUGGAGUAACUGUUCAGUAGGCAUAUCACAUGCAUGGACUUGUUGAGGCAAGUAAGGCCAUGCUGAGUGGCCGAGGUGAGGGACGUGUACGCUUCUAGCGGCUCCUGGGCGUGGUAGCCCACAUGAGCGCCGAUGGAGACAAUCCACAAUCGAAAAUUAUCCACAAUCGAAAAGGGUCGGAUAGUUGGUAGAUGCAGCACGACCAUCGUGUACCAGUCAGUACCGCCGGGAUAAUAGAACCGUAGGAUAUUGAAAGGGUUAUCAGGCAGCAGUUGUAAAGGAGCAACGCGAGGCA